AUGGAAAUAGUUGAAACCUGUUCAARUAUUGAUAAUGAGGCUACUGAUAUGUUUAUAAAACCUAGAARUAUUAAUUUUACAAGCUUUUGGUCAUUCCAUCCUCAUCAACCGAAAACCAACAUUCCAYUCAGACCUUCAAAAUUGUACAACCGUAAGGAUGGAGGUCAUCGUAAAUGGAUAUCUUAUUGUGUUAAGAAAAAAGCUUUAUUUUGCAAUAUAUGUCUUUGUUAUGGUGAUGGUUUUGGAACAUUUUCUGUCUGGAAACAUGUAUAUGAGCGAGUCAGUGAUCACGAAGAAACAAUAACACACAAAUUAAAUKUUGAUGCUCAUUUGAUGAAAAAGCAAUUUUCCUCAGUGGAUUCACUUUUAACACACGGACUUGGUUCAAUAAGAAAAAUACAAGUUGAAAACAAUCGAAAUGUAUUACUUCGUCUUAUUGAUGUGUUAAAGUUAAUUGGAAAGCGCGGAUUAAGUUAUAGAGGUAAAACAAAUGAGGCUGCUUAUUCACUCGACGAUUCUUCCUUAGACCAUGGCAAUUUUUUGGAAAUAACUUUACUUAUUAGUAAAUAUGAUUCCUUGCUUAAAUCACAUUUAGAUAAAGUUGUAAAAAAAAGUUUAAAAUGUCAUAAUUCUGGAGCCCAACAAGGAGGAGUGAAAGAUGCUGUAAUAUAUUCUGUACAACUCGAUACAACACAAGAUAUAUCUGUUACAGAUCAAUGCUCAAUGAUAUUAAGAUAUGUAAAUGGUACAUCUGUCUUUGAAWGAUUAGUUGGUAUGGUAAGGUGUAGCUCAAGUAAAGGCUCCGAUUUUGUUGAGUUACUCUUAAAAGUUCUCAAAGAUAUGAAUCUAGACCCGAAAUGCUGUAUAGGAAACGCAACCAACGGAGCUGCAAAUAUGCAGGGAGUUUAUAAUGGAUUUUCCACAAAAAUGAGCGAAGCAGCAGUUGAACAAGUACAUGUAUGGUGUUAUGCACAUGUAUUAAAUUUAGUUAUUAGUGAUAUUACAAGCAAAAUUGUCCAAUCUAUUUCUUUGUUUGGUAUCUUGCAAGGAUGUGCGGUAUUAAUAUGUGAGUCAUAUAAACGUAUGGACAUAUGGACAACCAAAAAUUCCAAAAAAAAAAUAUGUACUAUGGGCGAAACAAGAUGGUGGUCCAAAGAUGCAGCAUUGACAAAGGUUUUUGGAMAAUUUAAUGAACCCGAAAAUGGAUUGUAUGUUGAUCUCAUAACUACAUUAGAUGAAAUUGAAAACAAUUAA
Molecule: messenger RNA, 1254 nt
Organism: Diuraphis noxia (Russian wheat aphid)
Lineage: Eukaryota; Metazoa; Arthropoda; Insecta; Hemiptera; Aphididae
Product: zinc finger MYM-type protein 1-like
Source: RefSeq, a predicted model, not a curated record